AUGGCCACCAUAUUAAUAUUUAGCUUAUUGUUUGCACACCACAAUCUCAGCAGAAAUGACCUCGGAGAUUAUGAAUGUCAUGUGGGAAAUGCCUCAGAAGUACCUGGCAGCAUGAGAAGCCUGGGCAUCUUGCUCAAAGCUCCUGGGACAGCAGCAACUGAAGGGAAGCUAAGCAGGAACCAAAAUGUCAUCACUUUGACAUGCUUCAGUCUUGAGAGCCCCAUGCAAGUAAGUCUGCUGUAUUCAGAGAAGGAACAUGGAGAUUUGAGAGACCAGCUGGAAAAAAAAUACACCCUGCAAGGCCUGCAAGUCAUCACCACUGCAGACAGGAGAGCUGCUACUGGCCACAGCUGUGUUUUACUAUCAGACAACAGGAAGAAAUUUCAGACCAAAUUUAUUCUCAAAGUAAAAGUGUUUCUGGUAGGAAUAUCAGAUUGUGUUAUGACAGCAAAGCUGCCCAAGCUGAAAGUGUUUGCAGAGGGUCUGACUGUCUUGCAUAAGAAAGAGAUGCUGCUCAGAAAAACACAAAGUAUCUACAUUAAAGUGUUCAUCCUGUGUUUCCUGCUAACGCCUACCUUAGCCUACAUCAUCAUCGUUAUAUGUGAAUUCCCCUGCUCAUGUCCCUGCCCUGGCUGGAUGAAGCUGCGUGACGCCGCACAGAGCGGCGGAGCAAACCUGCCUGCAGCCUCCUCGCAGAAGGAAGCAUCACACGAGGACCUGUGCACAGAAAGAUUCAAAAUCAUUGUCAUUCAUGAGACCUACCUGUGA
Molecule: messenger RNA, 768 nt
Organism: Nothoprocta perdicaria
Lineage: Eukaryota; Metazoa; Chordata; Aves; Tinamiformes; Tinamidae
Exons: 7
Coding region: 1-768 (255 amino acids)
Source: RefSeq, a predicted model, not a curated record